ACAGCUUAACAUUGCUAUUAAAAUCAUGGGAAUAAUUUGCCAAAUUUUGUUUCACAACAAUACGCAAGGAGUCUACUACGCGGGUCAAUCGAUUUCUGGACAGGUGACUCUUUGUACGGACAAGUUGAUUCAAAUUAAAGCGAUCAGGCUUAAGGUUAAAGGAUUUGCCGAGACGCAUUGGACCGAAAGCAAAACUGAUUCGAACAACAAGUCCACCUCAGAAUCGUACAAUGGAUUUGAGAAAUACCUUUCCAGUAAAUCUUAUCUGUUGGGCUCUGAAAUAAGCACCGAAAUAGCUUUGGAGCCCGGAACCAGGGCAUAUACUUUUUCUUGUCAAAUUCCAAUCAACUGUCCCUCAUCGUUCGAGGGAACGCAUGGUCGCAUACGUUAUAUGGUGGAUGUCAGUAUAAUACAGCCCUGGAAGUACGACAGUCUUUUUUCAAGAGCCUUUACUGUAAUUCAAGUUAUGGACACAAACACAUAUGCGACUGUUUCUCAGGUUCCCGUGCAGGCCAGGACUGAGAAGACCUUUGGGGUGUGGCCCUUCCGCUCGGAUCCGCUGACCCUUGAGCUGAACUUGCCGCAGACUGGUUUUGUGCCCGGACAGACGGUCCCCGUGAAUGUUUUGGUUGGUAACGAAAGCAAAAUCCGGGUGCACGAAGUGAAGGUCGGCCUGGCCAUGAUGAUCACCUACUACAGCGACCUGAGCUCAGGCACAAACAGUGAGCGAAAGUCCGUGGCCAAGCUGAAGGCCGACGGGGUCAUGAGGAAUUCCCGGAAAAUGUACGACUUUCAACUGCUGAUUCCUCCCACUCCGCCCUCCUGCUUCCAUCUGUGCCGCAUCAUAAAGGUCGGCUACCAGAUCGAAGUUGUAGCCAAGGUCAAGGGCAUGCAUAUCAACGGAACUCUGGUGAUGCCGGUGACAAUUUGUGGGGUUCCGAUAGCGCCGCAAAUGGUGCAUUAUACACCUUAUAGUUCUGGGCCCCAGGCUGCAGACCAACGAUCUUUAGCUCUGCUUGAGGAUGAGGGUGCUUGUGCUCCAGCAGAUCCUCCGUAUCCGUGGUCAGAGGGUUCCAUCCAAUCACCACCCAGCUAUGCUGAGGCAAUUCAUUUGCAACCUGACACGGAGAAGCCCAAACAAGGACAGCCAGAAUCAAAAGAUCUAGAAGAGAAGUCCUUUAAGCCACUAUAUCCGGUCUUUAAUGUACCAACCCAAACUGGGGCAAAGGUUGAAAAGGCUAUUUUGGACAAAGGGGAAAAAAAUGAGUGAGGCCGAGAAAAAUAGUUCAAAUUUGAGAAUAAUUGGUCACCAUUUUCUUCGGUUGCUUAUCAAGGAAUCCUUGGGCUUUUCCCGGUUCUGUGGAGGGUUAUUUAUUGCGCGGCUGCACUUUGCGAAAUGUUUAAAUCAAAAAAUUGUGACAGCGAUAAGAUAAAAGUUGGCCUGGCCAUCGCUACCAAUAUGAAAAACCAUC
This is a messenger RNA of Drosophila rhopaloa, 1472 nucleotides long. Its product is annotated as arrestin domain-containing protein 2. Gene Ontology annotation, biological process: protein transport. The transcript is spliced from 5 exons. Gene Ontology annotation, cellular component: cytoplasm. Lineage: Eukaryota; Metazoa; Arthropoda; Insecta; Diptera; Drosophilidae. The record is from RefSeq and is a predicted model, not a curated record. The coding region runs from base 26 to 1270 and encodes 414 amino acids.